Molecule: messenger RNA, 537 nt
Organism: Micromonas commoda
Lineage: Eukaryota; Viridiplantae; Chlorophyta; Mamiellophyceae; Mamiellales; Mamiellaceae
Product: Beta-Ig-H3/Fasciclin
Exons: 2
Coding region: 1-537 (178 amino acids)
Source: RefSeq, a predicted model, not a curated record
AUGUCUCUCGCCGUCUCUCAGUUUGCCUCCGUGCGUAUCUCCGCCAAGCCCGUUGCGCGCCGCAACGCCCCCGCCCGGAUGACUGUCCGCGCCGCCGGUGGCGGUGGUAAGGGCGGCGAGGAGGGUGGUCGUGCCUUUGGCAACGAUGCCUUCGGUAUGGUCGCCAAGAACGCUAACUACGGCCUUUUCGCCGCAGCCAUCACCAAGACUGGCUGCGAGGGCAUCAUGACCGGCCCGGGCCCCAUCACCGUCUUCUGCCCCAACGACGACGCCUUCGUCGAGCUUGCCCAGAAGCUCGGCACCACCAAGAUGGAUCUCAUGUCCCACCAGGCGCUCCCCAACAUCGUGAAGCAUCACGUUGUUCAGGGCGCGGUGACCCUCGCCGACAUGAGCGAGGGCAAGGUGUUCACCACCAUGGGCGGCACCCAGCUCAAGUGCUCCGGAGGCAAGGUGAAUGGCAUGUCCUUCAAGAAGAACGAUAUCAAGGUGGGUAACGGGAUCGUGCAUGCGGUCAACGGCGUCAUCCCCUCCCAGUGA